CGAACUUGUUUCUCUCGUCUGCCAAAUAUCUUUCUCUCCGACCAACAAGAUGAUCGUACGGUUAUGAGUUCAAUUUCUCGACUUUGAGCUUUUUGUCGUCUUACUUCUGCUUUCAAGAAAGCAGCACGAUGUUAAGAAGAUCAUUUACAAGAGCCUUUGGCCAUCGAACUUACUUACAUGCAAUACGAAUAUCCAAAUUGACAAGACCCAUAUAACAUCCUAUAGACUCCUCGACUUGAUCGAUAUUAUCAACCACCAUCAGACACAAGAAGCAUAGGAAAAGAGGAGGUGAAGGAAAUCAGGAGAGACGGAAAACACUCGGUGAUGUCACCGAUAGCCCUUCAAACACCACCCAUCCUAUUGGGAGAUCAUAAUUCAACACCCGAUCUCCCACGUCGUCCAUCACCAUGGACAGAUCUUUCUCAUUCUCUAUCCGAAACAUCUUUACCACUUCGUAAACCUUCAAUAUCCACUCCUGAUCUCAAACCCAACUCUAAUCCCAUUCCUACUCCUAACACUCCCUCCCCUUCCCCACCUUUACCCGCUUUAUCAACUUCACAAGCACUCAGAGAAUGGGAAGAUCUACUAGCUCGACCAGAUUCAGCAGCUAGGAGACAUCAAUUAGUACAUCAUUCUCCCAGUCCCACUCCGUCUGUUUCGGGAAGACCAAAGUUGGUGGCGGAACAGGAUAAGAGAGGACAUAUAGAGUAUAAAUUGAAAUUGAUCGAUCCGACUCCUGAGAGAUUUGAGAGGUUAGUCACGCAGAUGAUAUGGAGGUUGAAGCAGGGAAAGAACGAGGCGAUAUAUGAGAUCGGACUGGCUGAUGAUGGAACUGUCAUAGGGCUCACUCGAUCGGAAAUGGAUGCUUCUUUACGAACACUCGAACUGAUGGCUUCUGAGUUGGGCGCCACAGUACUUGUCUUGAAGGAAAUUGUAAUAACCGGUACGGCGGCUUUGAACAAGCGUUCGGUGGAAUCAUCCCUUCCGUCAUCUUCAGUUUCCAUUUCUUCUUCUUCCUCCUGUAUCCUUGAAAAAUCAUCACCUCGUCCGUCCAUUAUCGAUCCCGAUAUGUUCCCUCCAAAGUCGGAACCAAACCCUCCAGAAAGAAAACUCGUUUUCGCUCAACCCAGUAUGGAAGAACUUCUCUCCAACAACCCCUCCCCAAAGUCAAAAUGGAGAAGAGAUUCGCCAGAAGACGAUAUCCCUCCGUUCCAUCUCGAUCUAGACAAUCAUUCUCCUAUCGGACCUGACUGUGAAAAGAAAGGACGGUACAAGACCUCUCCACGUUUACCCAAAUCUCAAUCAGAACUCACACCUGAGGAGAUCGAGGAGAGAAGGGUGAAAUUGGAGCUUAAGAAGGCUCGUGCGGCCGCGCGGAUCGAACAACGACGUCUUGAUUUAAUACGAGGAGAUGGGACCAACCCACUCUGGCUGGAAACCCAAGCAAUCCUCAAACAAUCACCAAAACUUGAACCCAUGACCAAAUUCGCACCUCUCCCUAUGCACCGUCAUCAACCUGCUAUCCCCUCCUCUCUGAGAUUAGCAUCGCCAGCAGGGUCGUCGCCUGAUGAUUUGCUUCAUCAACCUCUGGACUCGUUAUCCCUCUCCUUCGCAGACGUCCGAACCGUCACUGCGGGCUCCCGGCCGGUAUCUCCAUGGUCAGACACGGAACACGCUCCAUCGUCCAGCUCGGAUGGAGGAGAAUCGGAAGUUCCACCGACCGGAGAGAUGAUCUGCGUGGAGGCUUUAGUGGUGAGGAAGGUUCAACAUGCCGAGGAAGGCGAGGAGGAAGAGGACGGGUGGGAAUGGGGUGGUGAGGAAGAUGGAUGGGGUUUAGGUGCUGAAGGUGAGGUAGAGCAUGAUGAUGAUGUUGACAGUGUGUCGAUGGAAGAUGAAGUGGAAGAUGUGAGUUUUGAGAAGUCGAACGAUGUUUGGGGUUUUGAGUUGGAGCAGUAGUGGGGAGAGGAAUGAAAGAGAGAGGUGUUGUCAUCUAAAAAGCAUCAUAAGUACCAAAUGCAUUGUAACGUGUC
Tremella mesenterica DSM 1558 is the source of this 2030-nucleotide messenger RNA. RefSeq lists its product as uncharacterized. The transcript has 2 exons. The record is from RefSeq and is a predicted model, not a curated record. Bases 325 to 1956 code for a protein of 543 amino acids. Lineage: Eukaryota; Fungi; Basidiomycota; Tremellomycetes; Tremellales; Tremellaceae.